Messenger RNA from Anguilla anguilla (European eel), 2400 nucleotides. Its product is annotated as kelch-like protein 10. Bases 685 to 2400 code for a protein of 571 amino acids. The record is from RefSeq and is a predicted model, not a curated record. Gene Ontology annotation, molecular function: protein binding. Lineage: Eukaryota; Metazoa; Chordata; Actinopteri; Anguilliformes; Anguillidae. The transcript has 5 exons.
CCCCGUCAAACUACCACAGAAGAAAAGUUCCACAUCGCUUGAUCACGUAGAAGCAAAUACCUGUAACCUGGCACUUGAUGUUGUCCACUUAGUUUUUAGUCGUUUAGCUGGGGAAUGACGAAAAAACGAGCAAAUGUCAUCAGCUUGGUUUCUUUACGAUUCAUUCUAGAAUAAACUAUAGGUCAUUCUAAUGUAUGAAUUGUUCCUUCGUGGUUGGUUUAGAUCAUAUGGUAGGCUACUCGGUUUUCUCUUUCCUAAAACCUAAAUCCGUUGGAUAAUUAGUUCAUAGGCCAAACAGUUAAAAUCGCACAACAACCCACGGAUAAAUACACAGACCGCAUCGUCUUUUUUAUUUCUAUUUUAUUUUAAUAUGCUUGCGCUGCGAAUCUAAUUUAAAAUCUUAAAAUGUUACUUCUGACGGCUAGUCGGUUACCAUGACAUUUCCUAAGCGCACACCAUUGUUGUACCGUGAUGUAAUAAGGCAACAUUUUAGAACGUCAGAAAGGUAUGAAUAAGGCCAUCAGUAGGAUAAGGCAUAAGAGGUGACAGUCGGGAGCUGCCCUCGAACGGCCCAAACUCUCGAAAUGUCACCAAAAUAAUGCAGAACGUUCACGCGUUUUUGAAGCCCUUAUGAAAUGAGGCAGACUGUACCUCCAUUAAGUAAGUGACAUUUCAGAAGAAAGGAUGGAGCAAGCAGUCAGUGCCAUUGACUUCACCGUCUUCAACAAGCUGCGACAGGAGGGCAAAUUUUGUGACGUGAUCGUCUUGGUGAAUGGAGACGAGUUCAAAGCCCACAAGGUUAUUCUGUGUGCCUGCAGCUCUUACUUUCGCACCCUGUUCACUGGAGGCUGGAACACAGGCAAGAAGGAGGUGUACAAUGUUCCUGGAGUGGCACCUGAUAUGAUGAAGCUCAUCAUUGACUACGCCUACACACAAACUAUACCGGUCACAAAGGACAACGUGGAAGGCCUUCUGUCUGCUGCUGACCAGUUCUGCGUCACAGGCAUCGUACAAGCCUGCUGUGACUUCCUGGAGACUCAGCUUUGCCCGCAGAACUGCAUUGGCAUCUGGAAGUUCACGGAAACCUACUUCUGCCCUGAGCUGCGGCACUGUGCCUACCGCUUCAUCCUGCACCACUUUGAGGAGGUGGGGCGCACCUCUGAGGAGUUCCUGGGCUUGUCACUGGCCCAGCUCUGUGACCUCAUUGAGCAAGACCUCCUAAACAUCAAGCAGGAGGACGUGGUGUUUGACCUGAUCCUGCGGUGGAUUGGGCACUCGCCUCCAGAGCGCAAACCCCAUAUCUCUGUGCUGUUGCUCAAGAUGCGGAUUGGCUUGAUGAGUACAGACUUCAUUGUGAAUAACUUGAAGAAGAACUCCCUGGUGAAGGAGAGUGAUGAGUGUAAACCCCUAAUCCUUCAUGUCAUGAAAGAGCGGAGUGGUUUCCAUGGCAGCAAGUCCCCCAGCUACAAGAUAGUGAGUCCACAGAAACGUCCCCGCCUGCCCCACACCAUCCUGCUAGCCAUCGGAGGUUGGAGCGGCAGUAGCCCCACCAAUGCCAUAGAGUCCUAUGACAUCCGGGCCAACUACUGGGUCAAUGUGACCCAGAACGAGAGCCCCCGGGCCUACCAUGGCACUGCCUACUUGAACGGCUUCAUCUACUGCAUCGGGGGCCGUGACAGCAUGGAGUACUUCAGUAGCGUGCGCAAAUUCAACCCUGUGGCCCUCACCUGGCACGAGGCGGCGCCCAUGCAUUGCUGCCGCUGCUUCGUGAGCGUCACCGUGCUGGACGACCACAUCUACGCCAUGGGCGGCUUCGACGGGUACGUGCGCCUCAGCUCUGCGGAGAGAUACGUGCCUGAGACCAACCAGUGGAGCUUCAUCCCACCCAUGCACGAGCAGAGGAGCGACGCUAGUGCUACCACGCUGCACGGCAAGGUGUACAUCUGUGGGGGCUUCAAUGGGGAAGACUGUCUCUUCACUGCAGAGUUUUACAGUCCUCAGACCAACCAGUGGACCAUGAUCACCCCUAUGAACAGUCGCCGCAGUGGGGUCGGAGUCACGGUGUAUGGGGGGGAGGUCUUUGUGGUGGGAGGCUUUGACGGGGUGAACCGUCUGCGCAGCGUCGAUGCCUACAACCCCCUGACCAACUCCUGGCGCACCAUCCCGGACAUGAUCACCGCCCGCAGCAACUUCGGGAUCGAGGUGAUGGACAACAGGCUGUUCGUGGUGGGCGGCUUCAACGGCUUCACCACCACCUUCUACGCGGAGUGCUACGACGAGAGCGUGGACGAGUGGACCAACAUCCACAACAUGAGCUUCUUCCGCAGCGCGCUGAGCUGCUGCACCGUGCCCGGCCUACCCAACAUCAGCCACUACGCUGCCCCCCGAGGCUCCCUGUGA